CUGUUGGGUUCCCCGAUUUCUCCUGGCUAUCUCUCUCUCUCAUCCUCCGGCUCCUCCCUCCUCUUCUUCUUCAACUACAACUAGAACUAUUCUUCGUGUUUGCCGGUGUGUAAGAGGGAAUUCUCGCUCCCCAUUGGGCGGUGACUGACCACCUCUUUUCUUGGCCUCUGCUAUCAAUCAAUCAUGUCUCAAACCAUUAAUUCACUGCCAUUUUAAAAUUUUCCGGCAAUUGAAAAGCUACGAUCGCUGCUUUUGAGCUUCGACCCUUCUUCGAUUGCACUAUAUUUGGAGUCCUACUGAUGAAUCAGGGCAUGUGGUUUUUGUUUUGUACAUUAUGCUCAAGUUCAACAACCCACAACAUCUGUCUAUAGAGAUGCAUUACUGUAAGAUAAAGGUGAAUAUGCAGGCUCAUAUGUAAGUAUAGAUCUCAGGGCUGUCACUUAAUCAAACUGGGACUCAGUAGGCUGGACUACCUCAGCGAAAUGGAAGCUCUCUGAAGCUCUCUUUCUAACCAGAUACAAACUUUAGGGGUUCAUCAUAAUGCAUUGAACAUGGAGCCUGAGUUAGGGAAAGCCCGCAGGUUUAUGCAGGAGAAGAUAUGUGAGUUUCUUAUGCAGCGACAGCAGCAAACCCAUGAUAUACAACCAAAGCGGUUCCUAGAUAUUGUAAGACGCCUAGACGAGGGUCUAUUAAAACAUGCUACCACAAAGGAGGAGUAUAUGAACUUGGAGACUCUUGAGAAUCGUUUACAUGUGUUGAUUAAGCGUUUAGCAAUGAUUAAUCACAACCAACAAUAUCCACAUCUUGUUAGUUCUUCAUCUCCUAUUGGUACAAUGAUACCAACGCCAGGCAUGCACCAUAGUGGGAAUUCAAGCGUGACGGUUACGUCAUCUGUGGAUACUUCUAGCAUUGUUGCUAGUGGUAAUAGGAUGCCACCUGUAGCUGCCAAUACUGGAAGCUUGCUACCAACUAGUAAUGUGCCUUCUGUUGGGAUGCACAGUGGUUUUUUCAAUUCAUCUGAUGGGCCUAUGUCAAAUGGAUACCAUCCAUCAUCUGCCAAUUUUUCCAUAAGUUCCAUUGGGAACAAUAUGGCGUCUUCAACUUCUUUACAGGAAAUGACAAGCCAAAUGAUUCCUACGCCGGGAUUUAAUAGAAACAAUAAUCAGAAUUUGGAAUCUUCUGAUAACCAGUCCUCAAAUGCUUUGUCAACUCUCGAGUCCACAAUGGUGUCACAGCCCUUGCCACAAAAGCAGCAUCUUGAUGGUUCAAACAGCAAGAUACUGCACAACCUUGGAAGCCAUAUAGGUGGUGGAAUAAGGUCUGGUUUGCAACAGAAAUCUUUUGGAUUUUCAAAUGGGGCUUUGAAUGGUGGUUUGGGUAUGGUGCGCAAUUUGCAGUUGAUCAAUGGUCAUGGAGCUUCUGAGGGUUACCUGACAGCUUCAGUGUAUGGCAAUUCACCCAAAUCUCUACAACAUCAUCAUGACCAACAUCAGUGGUCAACUGUGCAGGGUGAUGGAUAUGGGAUGAACACCAUUGAUUCAUCUGGUUCUGGGAGUGUCUAUGGUCCUGUAUCGUCCUCUGGUUCAGCAAUGCACAAUCGGAAUAUUAAUACAUCAAAUUUGCAGUCUAUUUCAAGAACUAACUCUCUGAUAAAUAAUCAGUCAAAUUUGCACAUUAGCCAACAGGCCGCACAUAUAAAGUCUCAAUCAAUUGAUAAAUCUGAAAAGAUGAAUUCCCAUCCUUCAAACACUUUGAAGGAGAAUCUCUUACAGUCUCAUAAUCAUCUACAAUUUCAGCAACAACCUCAUCAAGUACUGCAAGAGAAAUUUGUUCAAAAUCAACGCCAUCAGAAGCAGCAAUUCCAGCAGCAGCACAUAUUGUUAACAAAUGAUUCUUUUGGUCAUUCUCAACUGACUUCUGAAAGCACUCAUCUAAAGCCUGAGAAUGGAAUGGAAAUCUGCAAUGAGGCCAUGCAAUCAGAAGUUCAAGGACAACUCCAGGCCGAGUUGCAGAACCAGUUCCAGCAAAGUUCUGCUGAUGAUCAUUCUGGAAGCACUCCAUUGCUUUCCUUUGAAUCCCUUCCAUCUGUAUCAGAAAAUAUAUGCUCAUCACUGACUCAAACUUCGCAACAGAUGCAAGAAUUAUUGCAUUCUCAGCCACUAGUUGUUGACUCAAAAAAUGAUUUUGGCAGCCUGUCUGGUGGACUACAAUCAAAGGAACUGCCGCCUGGUCAGUUUCAUCAUAAGUUACAAGACAACUCUCAAAUACCAGGUAACUUGUUACAUGAGCAGAAUAUUCAAGAGGACUUCCAUCAGAGAAUGAGUGGACAAGAUGAAGCUCAGCGCAAUAAUUUAUCAUCUGAUGGAUCUAUUUGUCAAAUUGUUGGCACAAAAACUGUACAGGCUGCAAACUGGUCUGGUGCUGCUUGUAAGUCUAGUAAUCCAAACCGUGAACGGCAGUUCAAGAAUCAACAAAGGUGGCUAUUGUUUCUGCGGCAUGCUCGGCGAUGUAUGGCCCCAGAAGGGAAAUGCCAGGAAGCUAACUGUAUAACUGCUCAGAAACUUUGGAAGCAUAUGGACCACUGUAAUAUAUCUCAGUGUCCAUAUCCUCGUUGCCACCAUACUAGGAUAUUACUUAAUCAUCACAAGCAUUGCAGGGAUCUGGGUUGCCCUGUUUGUGUUCCUGUCAAGAAUUAUAUAGAGACACAGUUGAGGGCACGCGCUCGUACUGAUUCUACUUCUAGCUUUCAAUGUUCUGUAAAUGGAUUGUGCAAGUCAUAUGAUAGUGGAGAUGCUGCAGUUAGAUUAAAUUCAAAGACAAGUUCACUAGCUGUUGAAAAUUCAGAAGAUUUAUGGCCUUCUCUGAAACGCAUAAAGGCUGAGCAGCCCUGCCAACAUCUUAUUCCUCAGAGUGAAACAUCUGCCUUUUCAAUUCCUAUCAGUGGUGAAUCUCACAAACUCCCUGUUGCACAUUGUCAAGAAUACCAACAUGGUGACACUUCUGUAUCAAUGAAAUCUGAAGCUAUAGAGGUAAAGAUGGAAAUCCUCUCGAGUUCUGGUCAAGAACAUCCUGAUGUAGUCGAAUUGAAGGAGGAUGAUAAGGAUGAGACCGACAGCCAAAAACCUGUUAGUGAACCCAUUGUAUCAGAUGAUCCUUCUGGCUUUGCUCAGGGUCAGUACAUUAAAAGUGAGAGAGACCAAUCUAAACAGGAAAAUCUGACACUUACAGCUGAAACUGCAACUGUAGCCAAAUCUGGGAAGCCAAAAAUAAAAGGAGUAUCAUUGACUGAAUUGUUUACCCCUGAGCAAGUCAGGGAACAUAUUAAAGGUCUCAAGCAGUGGAUUGGCCAGAGUAAAGCAAAGGCAGAAAAGAAUCAAGCAAUGGAGCAUUCAAUGAGUGAGAACUCAUGCCAGUUGUGUGCAGUUGAGAAGCUCAGUUUUGAGCCACCACCUAUAUAUUGUACACCAUGUGGUGCUCGCAUCAAAAGAAAUGCAAUGUACUAUACAGUAGGAGCUGGUGAUACCCGGCAUUACUUCUGCAUUCCAUGCUACAAUGAAGCCCGUGGAGACACUGUCCUGGUUGAUGGAACUGCUAUUCCGAAGGCAAAGCUGGACAAGAAGAAAAAUGAUGAGGAGACUGAGGAAUGGUGGGUUCAAUGUGACAAGUGUGAGGCAUGGCAACAUCAAAUCUGUGCAUUGUUCAAUGGUCGAAGGAAUGAUGGUGGGCAAGCUGAAUAUACUUGUCCGAACUGCUAUAUUGCUGAAAUUGAAAGAGGAGAACGUAAACCCUUACCUCAGAGUGCUGUUCUUGGAGCAAAAGAUUUGCCUAGAACUAUCCUAAGUGACCAGAUAGAGCAACGACUGUUCAGGCGGUUGAAACAGGAAAGACUAGAGAGGGCAAGGAUUCAAGGGAAGAGUUACGACGAGGUUCCAGGUGCAGAAGCACUUGUAGUUAGAGUUGUAUCAUCAGUUGAUAAAAAGUUGGAAGUUAAGCAACGAUUUCUUGAGAUUUUUCAAGAAAAGAAUUAUCCAACUGAAUUCCCUUAUAAAUCCAAGGUGAUAUUGUUAUUUCAGAAAAUUGAAGGUGUAGAAGUAUGCCUGUUUGGCAUGUAUGUUCAAGAAUUUGGAUCAGAGUGUCAGCAGCCAAAUCAUAGACGUGUUUAUCUCUCAUAUCUGGAUUCUGUUAAGUAUUUCAGGCCCGAGAUUAAAACAGUGACUGGAGAGGCACUCCGUACAUUUGUUUACCAUGAAAUUCUGAUAGGAUACCUGGAAUAUUGCAAGAAGCGUGGUUUCACAAGUUGCUAUAUCUGGGCUUGCCCUCCACUGAAGGGUGAAGAUUAUAUAUUAUAUUGCCAUCCAGAAAUUCAGAAAACACCAAAAUCUGAUAAACUUAGAGAAUGGUACUUAUCCAUGUUAAGAAAGGCUGCAAAGGAGAACAUUGUGGUAGAUCUCACUAAUUUACAUGACCAUUUCUUUGUAUCAACUGGGGAAUGUAAGGCUAAGGUAACUGCAGCUCGGUUACCUUAUUUUGAUGGGGAUUACUGGCCUGGUGCUGCAGAAGAUAUGAUAUACCAGCUUCGUCAAGAAGAAGAUGGCAGAAAACAACAUAAGAAAGGGACAAACAAGAAGACAAUAACAAAAAGGGCUCUAAAAGCAUCUGGUCAAUCUGAUUUUUCUGGAAACCCACCGAAAGAUUUGCUGCUGAUGCACAAACUUGGUGAAACAAUUUGCCCAAUGAAGGAAGACUUCAUAAUGGUUCACUUGCAGCAUGCAUGCACACAUUGCUGUAUUUUAAUGGUAUCUGGAAAUCGUUGGGUUUGCAACCAGUGCAAGAAUUUUCAGCUUUGCCACAAGUGUUACGAAGCUGAACAAAAACGUGAAGAGAGAGAAAGACACCCUAUCAAUCAGAGGGAAAAGCAUAUGCUUUAUCCAGUUGAAAUCAAUGAUGUACCUGAAGAUACCAAGGAUAAAGAUGAGAUUCUUGAGAGCGAAUUCUUUGAUACAAGGCAGGCAUUUCUAAGUCUUUGUCAGGGAAAUCAUUACCAGUAUGAUACCCUCCGACGAGCAAAACAUUCCUCUAUGAUGGUCCUUUACCAUCUUCACAAUCCCACUGCUCCUGCAUUUGUGACGACAUGCAUUGUGUGUCAUCUUGACAUUGAAGCUGGUCAAGGUUGGCGCUGUGAGAUUUGCCCUGAUUAUGAUGUAUGCAAUGCUUGUUAUCAAAAGGAUGGAGGAAUUGAUCAUCCUCAUAAGUUGACCAAUCAUCCAUCCAUGGCCGACCGAGACGCACAGAACAAAGAAGCUAGGCAACUACGAGUUUUACAGCUUAGGAAAAUGCUUGACCUUCUGGUGCAUGCAUCUCAGUGUCGUUCUCCACAUUGUCAAUAUCCAAAUUGCCGCAAAGUAAAGGGUCUUUUCCGCCAUGGUAUACAAUGCAAGACACGUGCUUCUGGAGGUUGUAUUCUCUGUAAGAAGAUGUGGUAUCUUCUUCAACUUCAUGCCCGAGCUUGCAAGGAAUCUGAGUGCCAUGUGCCACGAUGCAGAGAUUUGAAAGAACAUUUGAGGAGGUUACAACAGCAAUCUGAUUCCCGUCGAAGGGCAGCUGUGAUGGAAAUGAUGAGGCAACGAGCUGCUGAGGUUGCUGGCAAUGCUGGAUGACCAUACUGUCCAUAUAAUUAUAAAUAUUUUGCAGAACGAGCUUCUAGAGGGAGAUAGUUUAUAUAUUUUAACAACUCACUCUGUCAAAGGGAGUGGACUGAGAUGUGAGAUUAUUGGUAAUUUGAGAGAGAGUGAGAGAUUGCAGCAGAUUGGUCAAUUCGGCGGGCAGGUGGAUAAUUCUUUUAUUACAUCUUCCAUUGACCAAGCUCUCACCCCGGAGGAAGACUGGUGAAAUAUGUUGCUCAGAGUUGGUUCAUCUUCAUUCAACAGCUGCUAACUGUGCUUAGGAGUGGAAGGGCACUGAUGCAUCAUGCAUGCUUUCAUCUGUGGCCGAUUUGGUGAUUCUUUGUUUUCAGUACUCUUCUUCUUGUAUCCAUCCGUAUCGCAUCGCAUCCAGUGCCAUAAUUCCUGGCGAGUGUACUAUAUAUAGUUGUCCGACGACCUCGACCUUUUUUUUUUUUAUCAAUUAUAUUACCAAGGCAUAUGGGAGGGAAGAUAAGUUUUCAAGUCUUCUCUUUCUCCUAUAUUGUUCUUAUUCCCUCCUUCAGUACUGUUUUUUUCUUUUUGUAGAUUGUUUUCAGAAAAAUAAAGUAGUGAUUGUGAAAAAGCAGUCUCUGAUUGUGCAUGCGUGGCCCGGGCGUUGGUUAUUAACUUCGAAUAGUGGACUCUUGAAAUUUGACAAAAUGACAUAAUAGCUCUUCUUCGCA
This is a messenger RNA of Diospyros lotus (date-plum), 6364 nucleotides long. RefSeq names its product histone acetyltransferase HAC1-like. The coding region runs from base 552 to 5657 and encodes 1701 amino acids. Lineage: Eukaryota; Viridiplantae; Streptophyta; Magnoliopsida; Ericales; Ebenaceae. Gene Ontology annotation, molecular function: zinc ion binding; chromatin DNA binding; histone acetyltransferase activity. The record is from RefSeq and is a predicted model, not a curated record. Gene Ontology annotation, biological process: positive regulation of transcription by RNA polymerase II. Gene Ontology annotation, cellular component: transcription regulator complex; histone acetyltransferase complex. The transcript is spliced from 17 exons.